Messenger RNA from Racocetra persica, 499 nucleotides. The record is from the annotation of a GenBank genome assembly. NCBI's taxonomy places the organism in Eukaryota, Fungi, Glomeromycota, Glomeromycetes, Diversisporales, Gigasporaceae.
AUGACUACAAACAACCUUACUGAGCAUAUGCAUAAAAUGGUAGAAGCACGACGUAGUGGGACACAAACGGUUGUUUCAUUUAUUGAACGUUUGUAUGGCAUUAAAAUUCUUCGAGAUUCAUUAGUUCAAAAUGAACUUGGUGAAACCUUAUUUAAUACAGGUUUGGUAACGUAUUGGAAUAUGCAUACAAUCGAACAUAAGCAAUUUCCACACAAAAAACCAAUUGAUGAAAACGUCGAAUCAACCAAGGUGGCAGAACUAACUAAAAAAAUUGAUGCAAUGAUUACUAAGUUAGUAAACUGUAAUGAUAUUAAUAUCCCAGCUAAUUAUUAUCUUGUUAAUAUGUUAUCUGGAGAGUGCACAUGUUAUGAUUAUAUUUGGAGGAGUUCAUAUCAUGAUAUCUGUAAGCACGUCUAUGCGGCAAGAUUAUAUAUAGAAUUAUUACAUAAAAGAUUACAAGUGCAAGAUGUCAAACAGAGCCUAGUAAAGCAUUUUAAAA